Paramecium pentaurelia is the source of this 1414-nucleotide messenger RNA. Lineage: Eukaryota; Ciliophora; Oligohymenophorea; Peniculida; Parameciidae. The record is from the annotation of a GenBank genome assembly.
AUGAAUUAAGAUCAACUAAAUUUUGAUUUCUCACUAAAAGCAUUAUUCUUUUUUAAUCCAUUAGCUAUUCCAACUGUACCUAAACCAUCUGAAUAAGUAUUUAAUAUAUUAAUAUAUAGGAUUAAUAAGAUGCAAAAUUAAUCUAUUACUAUCCACAAAAUGCAAAUAUUGAAGAAAAAAGAAUUUAAACAGGAAUGGCUGAAGGUAUCUUUCAAUUUUUUACAUAAUUUAAUCCAAAUCCUAAUAUUUUAGAGUAGUAAGAAAAUAAAAACAAAAAUGAAUCUUUGUAGUUUUAAACAAUACAUUUGGAAUAACAAACCCAUAUAAUAUGUAGGGUUAAAGAAGAUCUAUUUCUAUUUAUGACUCUAGCUCAUUAAAAAAUAUCAAAAAUAAAAACUAUUGUUGAGGAUUAUUUUUUUAGUGAAUGCAAUAAAUUUCAUUUUAGCUUAUCAAAAAAUUUAUAUACUAAUAUUGCUGAGAAUUUUGUGAUAAAUUUUGAAUUAUUUUAUGGAUAAGAUUUAACAUAAUUAGAUUAAUAUACAUAAAGAUGGAUUUUAUGUAAUGCAAGAUCUGGUGCAAUAUUGAAUUUAUUUAAUUUUUAAUCUUUCUCAUUAAAAUAUGCAAAGAUUGAUGCUGCUAUAUAUAUGCAUUUAUAAUCUAUAUUAACUUUAGGAAGAUAAUAAGAGGAAUAAAUAACAGAUUUUAUUGUAUUUUAUGCUGGUUAUUUCUUAUUUUCAACUUUGCCACAUUAAAAGGCUAUUUUAUUUAAAGAACAUUAUUAUGGUAGUGGAUUACCUUGGUCAAAUUUUGAAGGCAAAAUAAAUUAAAAAUUUCCACCUUAUACAGAUAAUCAAUCAGCAUAUUUAAAUUUUUUUAAUUUAAGAAAUAUUGUAAGAGAAGGAUUUUCAGGUCAAAUGGUUUAUAUAAAUAAAUAAAAGAAAAAUAUUUUUACAUUUUUAGAGAAACAAUUAUUUAUUAUUGUUAUUGCAAAUCCAUUAAAAGAUUUAUAAAAUCUAUAAAAACUUGUUAAUGUCUUCUAAAAAUCUAUUGAUAAAUUAAUAUAUAAGUUAGAUAUAAUUAUUGAAUAGAAUUAAAGAUAAGAUUUGGUUAAAUUCAUUUAUUUUAAUGGAGUUAAUUUGGCUUAUAGAGUAUCUAGUUAAUUAAUUGUUGCUAAAUUAAGUUCUGAAAAUCUAAGAGUACUUUAAUUAGUUUAUGAAAAAUUGAACACUUCUAAUCAAUAUGUUAUAAGGACGUAAAAAUAUAAAAAUAUAUUAGAGCAGGAGUCUGGUUUUAUGGUAGUAAAGUAACUGAAAGAAAGGUUGUAUAUAUAUUACCUGCAAAUAUACCAUUAAGCAAAGUAGAAGAGGAAGUUAAUAAAAUUGCUGAUUAAACAUUCCCUAAUUUGCUUUUGUGA